This is a messenger RNA of Exophiala bonariae, 789 nucleotides long. RefSeq lists its product as uncharacterized. Bases 1 to 789 code for a protein of 262 amino acids. The transcript has a single exon. The record is from RefSeq and is a predicted model, not a curated record. NCBI's taxonomy places the organism in Eukaryota, Fungi, Ascomycota, Eurotiomycetes, Chaetothyriales, Herpotrichiellaceae.
AUGACGAAUCAAGACCAAAGAAAGCCAGUCAUGGCCGUCGUGGGUGCAGGUCCGGGAAUUGGUGAAGCUGUUGCACGUCGCUUUGCAUCCGAGGGAUUUGCAGUCGCUUUGCUUGCUCGAACGGAGGAUAAACUCCGGGAUAUGGCUAAUGGCAUCAAUGCCGAUUAUGGGGAGCGCACAGCUCAAUACUUCGUCACUGAUCUACGCGUUGAGGACACUGUUAUCGCCAGCUUCGGUAAAAUCCGCAAAGAGCUAGGACCUGUUCAAGUCCUGGUGUACAAUGCGGGCGCGAGACGGGUCAAUGGGAGAUCAAUCUUGGACACCACGAGCGAAGAGUUCGAAAAUUUCACGAAGAUAAAUCUCUUCGGCGCUUUCUGGUCAACCAAGCAGGUUUUGCCAGAUAUGUUGGCUGCUUCGAAAGGGACCAUCAUUUUCACUGGGGCGACAGGGUCGAUCCGAGGUAAUCCAGGACUCAGCAGCUUCUCACCUGGAAAAUUUGGUCUGCGGUCACUCGCACAGAUCAUCACGCGUGAAUAUCAGGCUCAGGGUAUUCAUGCGGCCCAUAUCCUUGUUGAUGCGCCCGUUGAUGGCAAGUUGAUUGGAGGUUGGUCGAGGAGGAAGUGGGCCAAAGAAGGAGAGGAUCAAAAACUCGCUGAUAUUGACGCUUUUCUCAUGCAGCCAGCAGACCUAGCCCACAGCUACUGGUUUUUGCACACCCAACCCCGGAGUGCGUGGACACAUGAAAUUGAUGUUCGACCACAAAAGGAGUCAAUGUUCUCAAAACUAUGA